CGGCGUGCGGCGGAGCUCCGGCGGCGGGCGGCGGCGCGGCGGGCGGCAGCCAACGGGCGGGCGGCUUGCUGCGGGGUGGCGGCGGGCGCUGGUUGCUGUGCGCGGAGGAGCCAUGAGGGGCGACCGAGGCCGAGGCCGUGGCGGACGCUUUGGUUCCAGGUUCCGGCCCUUUGUGCCGCACAUCCCCUUUGAUUUCUAUGUCUGCGAGAUGGCUUUCCCGCGGGUAAAGCCCGCCGCCGAUGAGAGCGCCUUCAGCGAGGCCUUGCUGAAGAGAAACCAGGACCUGGCACCGACUGCUGCUGAACAGGCUUCCAUUCUUUCCCUGGUGACCAAAAUCAACAACGUGAUUGACAACCUCAUUGUAGCGCCAGGAACUUUCGAGGUGCAAAUUGAGGAGGUUCGCCAGGUCGGCUCCUACAAGAAGGGGACCAUGACGACGGGGCACAACGUGGCCGAUCUGGUGGUGAUUCUGAAAAUCUUACCCACGCGUGAGUAUCCGUUCCCGGGGCUGCCGGGGGAGGGCGGCGCCCGGUCCUGCUCUAAGAACCUCUCCUCCCGCUCCCCAGUGGAAGCUGUGGCGGCCUUGGGAAACAAAGUGGUGGAGAGCCUGAGGGCGCAGGACCCCAGCGAAGUCCUGACCAUGCUGACCAACGAGACCGGCUUUGAGAUCAGCUCGGCUGACGCCACGGUGAAGAUCCUCAUCACCACGGUGCCGCCCAACCUCCGCAAGCUGGACCCCGAACUGCACCUGGACAUCAAGGUGCUGCAGAGCGCCCUGGCUGCCAUCAGACACGCUCGCUGGUUUGAAGAGAACGCUUCGCAGUCCACGGUGAAGGUCUUAAUCCGGCUGCUGAAAGACCUGAGGAUUCGGUUCCCUGGCUUCGAGCCCCUCACUCCCUGGAUCCUGGACUUGCUGGGGCACUACGCCGUGAUGAACAACCCCACCAGGCAGCCCCUGGCCCUCAACAUCGCCUACAGGCGCUGCCUCCAGAUCCUGGCGGCGGGGCUCUUCCUGCCCGGCUCCGUCGGGAUCACCGAUCCCUGCGAGAGCGGCAACUUCCGCGUCCACACGGUCAUGACCCUGGAGCAGCAGGACAUGGUGUGCUACACCGCGCAGACGCUCGUCCGGAUCCUCUCUCACGGAGGCUACAGGAAAAUCCUGGGCCAGGAGGGCGACGCCAGCUACCUGGCUUCCGAAAUGUCCACGUGGGAUGGGGUGAUAGUGACGCCUUCCGAGAAGGCUUACGAAAAGCCCCCGGAGAAGAAAGAAGGAGAAGAGGAAGAGGAGAACCAGGAAGAACCCGCUGCAGGCGAGGAAGAGGAAAGCAUGGAGACUCAGGAGUGACUCGCCCAGCACGCCUCACCGCUGGACGAAGCCACGCGAAGGACCGAGCGCAUCCUGAGCGAACAGAGCCAGCUGCUGUGCCCCCCCCCCCCCUCGUAUUCGUGUUUUUAUAGGUUCACAUUAAAACCUCCCCCCUUU
This is a messenger RNA of Cygnus olor (mute swan), 1483 nucleotides long. RefSeq names its product interleukin enhancer binding factor 2 (gene ILF2). Lineage: Eukaryota; Metazoa; Chordata; Aves; Anseriformes; Anatidae. The record is from RefSeq and is a predicted model, not a curated record. Bases 113 to 1345 code for a protein of 410 amino acids. The transcript is spliced from 14 exons.